Urocitellus parryii (Arctic ground squirrel) is the source of this 2962-nucleotide messenger RNA. The record is from RefSeq and is a predicted model, not a curated record. Lineage: Eukaryota; Metazoa; Chordata; Mammalia; Rodentia; Sciuridae.
GGAGGACUCAAGGCCYGCAGGCAGGCACCCCGGCCCAGCCAUGACCCCCUGGCGCAAAACUGACAAGGAGCGGCAGGGUGUGGCCAUAUACAACUUCCAAGGCAAUGGAGCCCCCCAGCUCCCGCUGCAGAUCGGUGAUGUGGUGCGAAUCCAAGAGACCUGUGGAGACUGGUAUAGGGGAUACCUCAUAAAGCAUAAAAUGUUACAGGGCAUCUUUCCCAAGUCUUUCAUCCACAUCAAGGAAGUGACUGUCGAGAAAAGAAGAAAUACUGAGAACAUCAUUCCUGCAGAAAUCCCUCUGGCACAAGAAGUGACAACGACACUUUGGGAAUGGGGGAGCAUCUGGAGACAGCUCUAUGUGACCAGCAAAAAGGAGCGCUUCCUGCAAGUGCAGUCCAUGAUGUAUGACCUGAUGGAGUGGAGGUCCCAGCUCCUCUCGGGGACGCUGCCCAAGGACGAGCUGAAGGAGCUGAAGCAGAAAGUCACGUCCAAGAUCGACUAUGGCAACAAAAUCCUUGAGCUCGAUCUGAUUGUCAGAGAUGAGGAUGGGAACAUCUUGGACCCUGAUAACACCAGUGUCAUCAGCCUGUUCCACGCACAUGAAGAAGCAACUGAUAAAAUCACAGAGCGCAUCAAGGAGGAAAUGUCAAAAGACCAGCCUGAUUAUGGAAUGUACUCCAGGAUCUCUUCUUCCCCCACCCACAGCCUCUAUGUCUUUGUGAGGAACUUUGUGUGCAGAAUUGGGGAAGAUGCUGAACUCUUCAUGUCUCUCUAUGACCCCAACAAGCAAAUGGUCAUAAGUGAGAACUACUUGGUACGAUGGGGCAGCAGGGGCUUUCCGAAGGAGAUCGAGAUGCUCAACAACCUGAAGGUGGUCUUCACGGACCUUGGGAACAAAGACCUCAACAGGGAUAAGAUCUACUUGAUUUGCCAAAUAGUCCGUGUCGGGAAGAUGGAUCUUAAGGACACUAAUGCCAAGAAGUGCACGCAGGGGCUGAGGAGGCCCUUUGGGGUGGCAGUUAUGGACAUAACRGACAUCAUCAAAGGGAAAUCAGAGAGUGAUGAAGAAAAGCAGCACUUCAUCCCAUUUCACCCGGUCACGGCUGAGAACGACUUCCUUCACAGCCUCCUGGGCAAGGUCACAGCCUCCAAAGGAGACAGCGGAGGACAAGGCCUCUGGGUAACCAUGAAGAUGCUGGUGGGUGACAUCAUCCAAAUCCGCAAGGACUACCCACACCUGGUGGACAGGACCACUGUGGUGGCCAGGAAGCUGGGCUUCCCAGAGAUCAUCAUGCCAGGGGAUGUCAGGAACGACAUCUACAUUACUCUCUUACAAGGUGACUUUGACAAGUACAACAAGACCACGCAGAGGAAUGUGGAAGUGAUCAUGUGUGUGUGUGCCGAGGACGGCAAAACGCUACCUAAUGCAAUUUGUGUGGGAGCUGGGGACAAGCCCAUGAACGAGUAUCGCUCCGUUGUGUACUACCAAGUCAAGCAGCCACGCUGGAUGGAAACAGUCAAGGUGGCCGUCCCAAUCGAGGACAUGCAGAGGAUCCAUCUGCGAUUCAUGUUUCGACACCGGUCAUCCCUGGAAUCUAAGGAUAAAGGGGAAAAGAACUUUGCCAUGUCCUACGUGAAGCUGAUGAAAGACGACGGGACCACUCUGCACGACGGCUGCCAUGACUUGGUUGUCCUCAAGGGGGACAGCAAGAAGAUGGAGGAUGCCAGUGCUUACCUGACUCUUCCUUCUUAUCGACAUUAUUCGGAAAACAAGGGGGCCACCUUGAGCCGGAGCUCCAGCAGUGUUGGGGGGCUGUCCAUCAGCUCUCGAGAUGUGUUCUCCAUUUCCACCCUGGUGUGCUCCACAAAGCUCACCCAGAAUGUGGGCUUGCUGGGUUUGCUGAAGUGGCGCAUGAGGCCCCAACUGCUGCAAGAGAAUUUAGAAAAGUUGAAGAUCGUGGAUGGAGAGGAGGUGGUGAAGUUUCUCCAAGACACUCUUGACGCCCUCUUCAACAUCAUGAUGGAGCAUUCUCAAAGUAAUGAGUAUGACAUCCUCGUCUUCGAUGCCCUGAUCUACAUAAUAGGACUCAUUGCAGACCGGAAAUUCCAGCAUUUCAACACGGUCCUGGAGGCGUACAUUCAGCAGCACUUUAGUGCGACCCUGGCUUACAAGAAACUGAUGACGGUGCUGAAGACUUACUUGGACACCUCCAGCCGAGGGGAGCAAUGUGAGCCAAUCCUAAGAACUCUGAAAGCUUUGGAAUAUGUAUUCAAGUUCAUUGUUCGGUCGAGGACAUUGUUUUCACAGCUUUAUGAAGGCAAAGAACAGAUGGAGUUUGAAGAAUCCAUGAGGCGGCUCUUUGAAUCCAUCAACAACCUGAUGAAAAGUCAACAUAAAACCACCAUCCUUUUGCAGGUGGCGGCUUUGAAAUACAUCCCAUCUGUCCUCCACGAUGUUGAAACGGUCUUUGAUGCAAAGUUACUCAGCCAGCUCCUCUAUGAGUUCUACACCUGCAUCCCCCCUGUGAAACUGCAGAAGCARAAGGUUCAAUCCAUGAAGGAGAUCGUCCAAAGCAAUCUCUUUAAAAAGCAAGAAUGCCGGGACAUCCUGCUUCCUGUCAUCACCAAGGAGCUGAAGGAGCUGUUGGAGCAGAAGGACGAGAUGCAGCACCAGGUCCAGGAGAAGAAGUACUGCGUGGAGUUGCUCAACAGCAUCUUGGAGGUCCUCAGCGGCCAGGACGUGGCCUUCACCCACCACCACAUCCAAGAGAUCAUGGUCCAGCUGCUUCGCACRGUGAACCGGACGGUCAUCACCAUGGGCCGGGAUCACGUUCUGAUUGACAUAGACUGGCUGGUGCUGGGAGAUGAAGCCUUGUGUCUACAGUUCCGCAGCUGGUUGCUGAGGCAGGACGUGGACGUGGAYCAGGGACCUGGGAGCAUGGGGAGCCGCCCAGCCCCCUGA